AUGUCUGGAGCAGGAGAAAGGGAAGCGGUCUUCCCGACUCGCCAGUCCCUUGGCUUAAUGAAGGCCAAGCUCAAGGGGGCUGAGCAAGGCCACAGCUUGCUCAAGCGGAAGAGUGAAGCUCUCACCAAGCGAUUCCGAGAGAUCACGAGGCGAAUCGAUGAGGCCAAGAGGAAGAUGGGUCGAGUGAUGCAGAUCGCUUCCUUCUCUUUGGCCGAGGUCACAUACGCUGUUGGCGGAGAUAUCGGCUAUCAGGUCCAAGAGUCUGUCAAGUCGGCACGUUUCAGGGUGCGGGCGAAGCAAGAGAACGUCUCUGGUGUGCUGCUACCGGCGUUCGAGAGCUAUACUGAGGACGGCAUCAACGACUUUGCCAUGACCGGCCUCGGCAAAGGUGGUCAGCAAGUGCAGAGGUGUAGAGAGACAUAUGCCAGAGCCGUGGAGGCGCUGGUGGAGCUUGCCAGCCUUCAGACCGCCUUUGUGAUCCUCGACGAGGUCAUCAAGGUCGUCAACCGGAGAGUCAAUGCCAUCGAGCAUGUCAUCAUUCCUCGAACAGAGAACACCAUCAAAUACAUCAACUCCGAGCUCGACGAAUUGGACAGGGAGGAGUUCUACCGGUUGAAGAAGGUUGCAAACAAAAAGCAGCGAGACAAUGCUGCUUUGGACGCCGAGAUGGCUGCCAAGAGAGCAGCUCAGGAAGGGAAUGAAAAGGCUGACAGGAACGAGAACACUGGCCCAUCUGAUGUGCUUGGGGCCGAUGAGGAUGAGGACGUUAUUUUCUAA
Diaporthe amygdali is the source of this 777-nucleotide messenger RNA. RefSeq names its product ATP synthase subunit D. Lineage: Eukaryota; Fungi; Ascomycota; Sordariomycetes; Diaporthales; Diaporthaceae. Gene Ontology annotation, biological process: vacuolar acidification. Gene Ontology annotation, molecular function: proton-transporting ATPase activity, rotational mechanism. Gene Ontology annotation, cellular component: fungal-type vacuole membrane; vacuolar proton-transporting V-type ATPase complex. The coding region runs from base 1 to 777 and encodes 258 amino acids. The record is from RefSeq and is a predicted model, not a curated record. The transcript has 6 exons.